ACUCUUUGGUCUUAUACCUAUGUGUUUUGUGGUGAUGUUGUGAACGAAGACAGUUAUUUUGGAGUUGUUAUAACCGCAAAAAUAAGCAAGCUAGGAUUAAAGAUAUUUGAUAUUGGUUACGUUUCAAGUAUUAUAUUACUGUUUUAUCUUUAGAAGUGCUAUGUGCUAAAAGUUUUCCAAACCCAUAAGUUUUGACGAUAUGGCUCUCACCGCAGACGAAGUUGCACAGCGUUAUCCUAUUCACUGGCUCGUUUGGAACAACCAACAUGAAGAACUUAAGAAAUUAUUGGAAGCUAAUAAAUACUCUACUGAGGAUCUGGAAGCAAAAGACCCCAGAGGACGAACACCAUUACUGUUGGCUGUGACUUUGGGACACACUGAUGCGGUGCGAGCGUUACUCGACGCCGGCGCUGAUGUCAAUUGUGAAAAGGAUGGUUGGACAGCGGUGCAGGAAGCUACCGCUACCGGCGACCAAGAGCUACUCUCACUGGUGCUAUCACGGCGGGACUAUCAACGGCACGUGUUACGUGCUGGAGGUAUACCGGACCUCCUGAGACGACUGAGUCUCGCCCCAGACUUCUAUGUGGAAAUGAAAUGGGAGUUCACUAGUUGGGUGCCGCUAGUGUCGCGAAUGUGUCCGUUCGAUACAUACAAGGUGUACAAAAGAGGUGGGAACGUGCGCGUCGACACCACGCUCGUAGGCUUCGAGAACAACCGCUGGCAGCGCGGCGACCGCACUUAUAUAUUCAAAGGGCAAGGCAGGUCCGCCAGCCUGGUGGAGCUGGACCACGCGGCGGGCACGGCGUGGCGCGAGGCGCUGGAGUCGGAGGCGCGCCCCCCGCCCCCGCGGCUGGUGGCCGCGCGCCUCGCCGCCCCCCUCGCCAUCAACUACCUCGACACCGACAAGAUAUGCUUCGAGAGGAACAAGAGCGGCAUAUGGGGUUGGCGGCAAGACAAGUGCGAGAGCGUGAACGGCUACGAGUGCAAAGUGUUCAGCGCCAACAACGUGGAACUGGUGUCCAAGACGCGCAGCGAGCACCUGCCGCGCGGCCGCCGCCCCGCGCCCCCGCGCGCGCCCCUGGCCGGCCUGCUCGCGCUCGCCGACGCAGAGCCCGGCGUGCAGCCGCCGGAGCAGGAGGAGCCGAGUACUCCACAGAGCAGUAGAUCCAGGGAAGACUUGUCAUCUGUCCCGGUCUCCUGGGGGGACUACUUCAGCGGGGAACAGCUGGACCGGGACAUCGGAAGACCUAAACUCAUAGAAACUAAGGUGCAGAAGUUCAAGGCGACGCUGUGGCUAUGUGAAGACUACCCCUUAGAGUUGCAAGAGCAGAUAAUGCCUAUCCUGGAUUUAAUGGCGGCCAUUUCUUCACCACACUUUGUCAAAUUGAAAGACUUCGUGCAAAUGCAACUACCCGCCGGCUUUCCAGUAAAAAUAGAAAUCCCGUUGUUCCACGUGCUAAACGCCCGGAUAACGUUCGGCAACAUAUUCGCGACCGAGUCGCCGGUCCCCCACAUAGAGUGCAUAGAGGAGGGGGACCGGCUCUCGUGCGUGAUCGACGACGCGUGCUUCAACAUCGGCAGCGGGUACCGCGACGCGGCCGCGCCCGACGACCGCCUCACGUGCACGGACGACGAGGAGAGUCUGCUGCAGUACGCGAUACAGCAGAGCCUCAUGGAGGCCGGCACCAGUGAUGAUCAGGUGGACGUGUGGGAGGCGCUGCGCGGCGCGCGCCCCUCGCCCCCGCCCCCCGCACUGUUCGCGCAGCACGACCCUCAGCUGCAGAGAGCGAUAGAGGCGUCGCUCGCGUCCCUCGCGUUAUCCCCGGGCAGCCCGCCCGCGCCCGUGGGGGACGAGCAGGGGGAGGGGGAGGGGGAGGCGGAGGGGGACGCGGACGCGGAGUUGCGUGAGGCGCUGCUGUUGUCGGCGCGCGAGCACGCCGCCCGCGACCGGCAGCUGGAGGCGGAGCAGCGGGCGCUGGACGAGGCGCUGCGGCUAUCGCUGCUAGAGAAAUAACAGAUCUCAUACAACUGUAAAGCGUCCACCAAAAGAAGACUUAAGUCUAUUCCUACUUUUACACGACUAGUUGAAUUUUAUAAAUUUAAUUAUCUUUAAAUAUUUAUUCUAUGUUAUACGUUGAUGAGGCGGUGAAAACGACACCUUAUUACUAUGGUAAUAACGACUGUAUUUGUUUUAUAGGAGAUGAAAAUUAACUUGUUACACUGAUCCAUCGUGUACGUAUUCUGUUACUGUUUAAAACAUUUGUAUAUAUAGACAUGUCAGCUUAUGUACAACUUAAAUUUUUCAAAUAUUUUUUUAUUCAUUUACUUUAACCUUAAUACGUAUGUAGGUAAGGUCAUAAUUGAUUGCGGAAAAUCGACAUUUUGUAUUAAAAUGAUGUGCUAGUGUACACUUUGGCCAAAGUAAUCUAUAGAAACUAAUAUUUAUAAUUUCUAGGUCGAUAUCCGAUAGUUCUAGUAGGAAUUUAUGUUGGACCGUUUUUGGGCCAACAAAUGAUUCAAGAUCGAUGGACCAACUCAACUUAUUUUACUACUCGGUAGGUCAAACUUUUGUAUAUCGAAUGUACACACUACUGCCGCCAUAAUUAAAGCUCCACAUUCCUUCCAGCCGGGUCAAUGCAGAAAAUGUAAAAUGAAUGUAGUUAUUUUCUCUCUUAUCUCAGAUGAUGAUUGCUUUGACCAUUUUUGUUUUCCAUUUCCUAUAAACGAGUGUUUAGUUACUUAAAAACUUGUGUGAUAUUUAAAAAGACUCAAACAAUAAUACAGUCACCAUUAAAAUUCAAUAAUAUCCAAUUAUAUUGCCGAAUUUUAAAAGAUUACAAAUGAAAAAAAAAUGCAGUAUUUGUACUGAAUUCUAUAUUCACAGUGCAAGUUUAAUAUUUGAACAAUCUUUAAUAGGAGCCUAAAGUCAACAGUUUAUCUAUGUAUAUGUUUGAGUCUGGCAAUAAGAUGGUGGCAAAGAUAGACUUAAUUACUCGCAAACUAGAACGAUUAUUGUCAAAGUCCAGUAUAAUUUCACCGGCUCACAUAUUUAUCGAUUUUUUUUUAUAAAAAGCAACGUGCUGCCGUUUUCUGUGGCCGGGAGCUGCUUUAUAAUAAUCAUAAUGAUUUACGAGUAAGUAAAUUUAAUUUAAAGAUGUGUGGUAUGAAAUUGAAAUCUUUAAAUGUACCUAUAUAAAUGUUGGUACAGUAAGAUAGAAUACCUUGUGCCCAAACAGAAUGAUUCAAGAACUGCCGGAUGUGAUUGAGACUUUGAACCUUAUAGUUAUUGAAACAAGGCUCAUUAUAAAUUUUAAACGUACGUUCGGUCAUCGGUAUUGAUGGAGCCGUUGCCUAAUUGUCUAUAUUCAAAUACUUUCGCAUUCCCUUUCAAAGGUAUAACAGUUUAUGUAAUUGUGUAAUAUAAUAAAAACAUAUCGACGCUGGAAAGCAAACACGUAGUAACCAGCAAAACCAAAUUAGAUAUUUAGAAUGGAAAAUCUUUAUAUUUUUCCAAGAAAAAAUAUCUUCUUUUCGUAUAAAUUUAAUAAGGAAC
Diatraea saccharalis (sugarcane borer) is the source of this 3553-nucleotide messenger RNA. Lineage: Eukaryota; Metazoa; Arthropoda; Insecta; Lepidoptera; Crambidae. The record is from the annotation of a GenBank genome assembly.